Molecule: messenger RNA, 1581 nt
Organism: Epithele typhae
Lineage: Eukaryota; Fungi; Basidiomycota; Agaricomycetes; Polyporales; Epitheliaceae
Product: FAD/NAD(P)-binding domain-containing protein
Exons: 11
Coding region: 1-1581 (526 amino acids)
Molecular function (GO): FAD binding; monooxygenase activity
Source: RefSeq, a predicted model, not a curated record
AUGCUCUGCGACCUCGACCUCAGUAGCCCCCACGUGUGCCCUGAGCUUGAGCCCGCUUCUGCUGACGACAACAGCGAUAACACCCCGCCCCUUGCAUACCCAACAAACUUCAUGGGCGACGAGUCUGGUGUACUCUCCAUCGACUUCGUGAUUGCUGGGGGCUCGUUAUGCGGUCUGUCGGCAGCGAUUGCCCUCAGGCGUGUCGGACACAAUGUGAUCGUCGUCGAUCGUUCAUCUCCAUACGAGCCGACUAAAUUCGACUCGGGCAUCCGCUUGCCACCCAACUCAACCAAGCACUACUACCGAUGGGGGCUGAAGGAGCGUCUCCACGCCGUGUCCGUCAAGUCUCAGGGUACCUUGUUUGCUUCUUUCUACUCAGGCGCGAUUGCCGGGAAACAUUCAUGGGCAGACAGCAUCCUGGAGGAGCUCGGGGGCGACACGCUGUGCAUGCACUACACCCCACUUCGCAAGGUGCUCGCGGAGUACGCCACGGAGAUGGGCGUGAAUAUCAUAAUCGAAAACAUCUCGUCCGUGCACCCUGACCCUGUGAAGCCGUCACUGACGCUGGAGUCCGGCGACGUCCUCACCGGCGACGUCGUGCUCGGUGCCGACGGGUACGUCUUCGAAGGAAACGUGUGUCGCACGGCCCUCCUGGACGCGCUCGGGCAGGACCACAAGAGCACUUGGAUGGGCAUGCAUCUCUUCAGCUGUGAUAUACCCGGAGCCAAUCUUGCCCGGCUGGAAGACAAGGACAUGCUCGCGCAGUUGCAACAAGGGGGCAAAGUCUUCACGUGGUAUGGGUCAGGGUGUGGAGCACUGGGUUUCCCCAUGAAAUCCAUGACUGUGGCCGUACUGCUGCGGGUCGACGAGCUCCUCGCCUCGUUGAAGGACUCGAACCCGCAACUCCAAGAGAUUGCGCAGCAGUCGGCACGCAUCACCGUCGUGCCCAUGGCCAACCACUCCAGCCUCGAUGAGUGGGCCUAUCCCGGCGGCCGUCUCCUGUGCAUCGGCGAAGGCGCGCACCCCACCCCUGUCGGCUCGCUGUUCUCGGCCGCGAUGUGCACGUGCGACGCGGCGUGCCUCGGCCGGCUCUUCUCGCACCUCACCCGGCACGACCAGAUCGACACCCUGCUGUACGCGGUGCAGGAGAUCCGCGAGGGGCCCGUCGCGUCCGUCUUCAAGGCCGCGUCGGGCAACAUCUUCGCGACCUCGCUCCCGCCCGGAAUCGUCGAGCGGGACGACGACGAGCGGGCGCGGGCGGAGCGCGGGCUCGCGAGCCUCGGCGGCGGGGUCGACAGCCUGGCGCCGAGCCCGGAGAUGAUCGAGGUGGUCGAGCAGCUGUUUGGGUACGACGCCGAGGACGAGGCGGACAACUGGUGGGUCAACUGGGGGCUCAUGCAGGAGCGCGCGAUGCGACGGGAGCUUUCCGAGAAGCGCGGGCUGCCUGUCAUUUUCGAGCGGGGCGAAGGGAGUGGCAAAAAGUCACUCGCGGCGCAGCUCGCGUACAUGGCGUACGAAAACGAGCCAUCGUUCGAGUACAUGUACAUGUAUGUGCGUUUGGUCAAUAUAGGGGUGUCGUGA